Molecule: messenger RNA, 3819 nt
Organism: Perca flavescens (yellow perch)
Lineage: Eukaryota; Metazoa; Chordata; Actinopteri; Perciformes; Percidae
Gene: vac14
Product: vac14 homolog (S. cerevisiae)
Exons: 1
Coding region: 710-3070 (786 amino acids)
Biological process (GO): phosphatidylinositol biosynthetic process
Cellular component (GO): endosome membrane; PAS complex
Source: RefSeq, a predicted model, not a curated record
GGAAACACAUAAGGCAACACAGAAACAAUGCAGAUGAUUUCUAUUCAAAUCAUCUGAGCGGUUUACCAUGAGCGUCCCCCCCGUCUCCGUGGCAGACGGUUUGUACACCUACGCUGCGAUAACUUUUACACAACCUGGGAGAGUCGCUUCUCACAAUCGUCGCUUCGCACUCCAAACUGUUUACUUUCUCUGCCAGCGCGGAAUUAGCAACCAGGAGCUGAGACAAGCCUAGCCGUAGCUUAGCCGAGUCUUCGUCCACCAGCUUGCAGACUUGACUAAGGGCAGACCUGGCCAUCGUCUCCAUGAUGGCGGAGAGCUGUGUGUAAAAAGAGAGGCGGCUCGCCAUCGCUGAUGCUGGCUGUAACAACAACCCUCUUCACCAGCUAAAGAAACAAAGUAUGAGUAGGCUGCAAUUCAACAAGCGACACUGUAUUGAAUGCAUUAGCUGGCUGCACACGUAGCUAAUGAAGCUAAUUUGAGCUAAAGCUACUCGCAAACAAAGCGGGACCCAAAUAAAUGUAGCAACCGUGACGUGUUUCCGGCGGAUGUAACCGGUCAGCUGCGUUGGAUUACAAGGCUUCCUGGUUCGCGAGUGAAAUCGAUGUGUUUUCUCCGUUUUCUCUCAUAAAUUAUCAUAAAUGCAGAGUGCUUUCUCUCGUAUCAACGUACAUUUCAGUCGACACGAUCCGGUACAACCGCAGCUACGAACAUGAACACGGAGAAGGACUUUUCGCCUCUGACGCCCAACAUUGUCAGGGCUUUGAAUGACAAACUGUACGAGAAGAGGAAAGUCGCGGCACUAGAAAUUGAGAAACUGGUGCGGGAGUUUGUGGCUCAGAACAGCUCUACUCAAAUCAGACAUGUUAUCCAGAUCCUGGCCUCGGAGUUUGCGCUUUCCCAGCACCCCCACAGCCGGAAGGGGGGUCUCAUUGGACUGGCAGCUUGCUCCAUCGCCCUCGGCAAGGACUCGGGUCUGUAUCUGAAGGAGCUUAUUGAGCCGGUACUCACGUGUUUUAAUGACUCAGACAGCCGUUUGCGCUACUAUGCCUGCGAGGCCCUCUAUAAUAUAGUUAAGGUGGCCAGGGGAGCUGUGCUGCCCCACUUCAACCUGCUCUUUGAUGGUCUCAGCAAGCUUGCAGCAGACCCAGACCCCAAUGUGAAAAGUGGAUCGGAACUCCUGGACAGACUGCUGAAAGACAUUGUGACAGAAAGUAACAAGUUUGACUUGGUGGCAUUUGUCCCCCUGCUCAGAGAGAGAAUCUACUCCAAUAAUCAAUAUGCUCGGCAGUUUAUUAUUUCCUGGAUCCACGUUCUGGAGUCUGUGCCAAACAUCAACCUGUUAGAGUACCUCCCUGAGAUCCUGGAUGGGCUCUUCCAGAUCCUAGGAGACAACAGCAAGGAGAUCCGUAGAACGUGUGAGGUGGUGCUUGGCGAGUUUUUGAAGGAGAUCAAGAAGACGCCCUCCAGUGUGAAAUUUGCUGAGAUGGCCAACAUCCUGGUCAUCCACUGCCAGGUUGCGGAUGAAACAAAACUCACAAACGACCUGAUCCAGCUUACGGCUAUGACCUGGAUGAGAGAGUUUAUCCAGCUUGCAGGCAGAGUGGUUCUCCCCUACUCCUCUGGCAUCCUAACUGCAGUGCUGCCUUGCCUUUCCUACGAUGACCGAAAGAAGAAUACCAAAGAAGCAGCCAGUGCCUGUAAUCACAGUCUGAUGAAACUGGUGACUCCUGAGGAUGACGAGGAAGAGGAGAAAAGUGGAAAUGCAGGUUCCGUGGAAGACGGCCAGCCGAAGACGGAGGCGGACAGCAAUGAUAUGCUGAAUGCGUCACAGGAAUCUGUUGGUUUCAGUAAUAUCAGCUUCUUCACUCCGGCGAGCGCUGACAGGCCUCAGGUCGUUCUGGACCUGGACGGUAUUGUUCAGGUGUUGGACCGACACCUCCACGACUCGGCCACUGGCAUGAUGACCCGCAUAGCUGUGCUCAAAUGGCUCUACCAUCUCUACAUCAAGACCCCACGCAAAAUGUUUCGCCACACGGACAGCCUGUUUCCCAUGCUGUUGAAAACGCUGUCUGAUGAGUCUGAUGAGGUGAUACUGAAAGAUCUGGAGGUGUUAGCUGAGAUAGCUUCAUCUCCUGCUGGCCAAACGGACCAAGUCGGCUCCUGCGACAGCACUGCCAAUAAACUGGAGCUCAAGGUCCCAGAGGGUGCCAGGCCAGGACAGCAGCCCAGCACGGACUCCAGAGCGGUGGACUCGUCCCCCUCCACACCCAGUAUGAACUCGUAUUUUUACAAGUUCAUGAUCAACCUGCUGAAACGCUUCAGUCUGGAGAGGAAGCUUCUGGAGAACCGAGGCGCUUUCAUCAUCCGGCAGCUCUGUCUGUUGCUUCAUGCGGAGAACAUCUUCCACUCCAUGGCGGACAUCUUGCUGAAGGAGGAGGACCUCAAAUUUGCAUCCACCAUGGUUCAGACGCUCAACACCAUCCUGCUCACCUCGGCGGAGCUUUUCCAGUUACGCAACCAGCUGAAAGACCUCCGCACUCAGGAGAGCUGCGCCUUGUUUUGCUGCCUGUAUCGUUCCUGGUGCCACAACCCCGUGGCCACCGUGUCGCUCUGUUUCCUCACGCAGAACUACAAACACGCCUAUGACCUCAUCCAGAAGUUUGGAGAUCUUGAGGUGACCGUAGACUUCCUGAUGGAGGUCGACAAGUUGGUACAACUCAUUGAAAGUCCCAUUUUCACCUACCUGCGCCUACAGCUCCUCGAUGUGGAGAACAACCCUUACCUGAUAAAGGCCCUGUACGGCCUGCUGAUGCUGCUGCCACAGAGCCAGGCCUUCCAGCUGCUCUCCCACCGCUUGCGUUGUGUCCCCAACCCUGAGCUCAUGAGGACUGUGGAUGAGUCCAAGUAUAUGGACUCCAAACACCAAGUGGUCUCCAAACGUGCCUCUCACACUCAGAUGGAUUACAAUGAGCUGCUCCAGCAUUUUGACCGUGUUCAGAGCAAACACCUAGAAGUCCGACACCAACGCUCUGGACGUGCCUCUGAUCACCCUGACAGGAAGCUGAUGUGAAGUUACUGUGUCAUAGUGACCUCUGGCCCUUAAUGGAGAGCGAGAGGAGGGGGGGAAAAAAAAAAUAUGUUAAGGACAAGAACAAUAUAUCUAUGUUCUGUAAAAGAUUACGAUGUUGAAGCCAAAAAGUAUUAAUUAUGAUUUAAAAACUCUUAUCUUAUCAGAGCACCGGAUUGUGAAGAAACAAUGAUUUGUUUGUAAAUUGAGAAUGUUAUGUAACAGGAAAAAAAAAACAUUUUUAACAGAAAAAAAAAUGUAAUACACUUCACACAUGCAAUUGAAUAGUGACUACUUUUUGUGAAGAUUUGAAGAAUGAACAUACAAUCUCAUACAUCAUAAUUAGAGUGGCGGCUUCCAUGCUAAUUGAAAUGUUCACAAUGUUUCAAGUGAAUCUGACAUGGAUUAUAGUGUUUAAUAGCACACCUCUGUCAUUUAAUGUCCAUGUGAACCACAGUAUUUUCAUGGUGUAUCCUGUUGAGCAGUAUGAAUAGAGCAUGCAUCCAGGGUUGCCUUAAUCUCUUAUCAGCCAGAAAAAAAGUUUAAACUUUGGAAGCCAUCGAUGACUGAAAACUGGCACUAAUUCUGGGUAGGUCCACACCUCCAGCUUUUAAUUCCAUUUCGUUCUUAUAUAUUCUUCAGCUAAUGUGUAUUUCUCCUUGUACAGUAUUUGUUUGUCUUGCAUUCUUGAAAAAGAUUCACACUUUUGUAAUUGCUGUGUGAAAAUCAAUAAAGUGGACCACGUGAUUAAA